AUGCCAGCACAGAAGAAACGUGGAAGACCAACUCGAUCCAAGAAAACUCCUGCACGGUUUUCUCAAGACCAACAGCCACCUCCUACUUCGAACAAAAAACAACGUACAGCCACGAAAACUAGUAACCAACUCGCCAACGAAAACUCAACACCAAACGCCGCAACUAUCACUAGUCCGCUACAAAUCGACUUGCUGUCACCAGCCUCCACAACGAACCAACAACAAACUGAUAACCAAUUCGCAAUGACGCAACCAGCUACUCAGCAAAUAUACGAUCUUUUCAAUCAACCACAACUCAUUGCAGCAAACCAACAGAUUAUCGGUCUAUCUUCAAACCAACCAGUUGCUCAACAACAACACACUUACGCACAGUACAACCAACCAGCUGUACAACCCAUGCUAUUGGCACAACAAGCACACGCUACAGGACAAGUCAGCAACAUUCCUCCACCGGCACCAUCGAAAGUUCCCGCAGUCGUCCCUCCGAUGCACCUACAACUCCCGUACGUCGAUCCAUCAACACUCAAUGCUCUCGCCAUUCGCG
Saccoglossus kowalevskii is the source of this 544-nucleotide messenger RNA. Its product is annotated as ras-interacting protein RIP3-like. The record is from RefSeq and is a predicted model, not a curated record. NCBI's taxonomy places the organism in Eukaryota, Metazoa, Hemichordata, Enteropneusta, Harrimaniidae.